GUUGUUUGUCUCGAGCGGAUUGAAAAACAGAGCCAAAUUAUUUCAAUAAAAUGAAAUUCCUGCUAUUUAUGGUCUCCUGCGCCAUGCUCUCUCAAUCCCACACACGAAGCAUUACAAAAGUCGCUAACACAGACACAGCAACAGCAUUUGGUCAUGACUAUCAUAACUCAUCGAAGAACGGUUAUGGUUAUGAGCAACCGAAAAUUCAAUUCAAUUAUCCAAAAGCCGACAGCGCACACACGAACUACAAAGCAUCGGAGACAAUUAAUUACCUGAACUAUCAAUCAGCACAUUCGAAGCUAAAACCAGUCGGCAAUGUGCCUUUGCGAUUGCUAUUUCAAAUACCCAAGAUGUAUGCUAGCAAGCCCUAUAAACACGAGAAGGAUCUGCGUACAAUUGUGGAGGAACGCGAAAUGCGACGACCAGCACCACGGCGUUUAGUGCCGUACACUGAGGUAAUCACGUACGCGCUGUAAGAUUUAAUGCCGACCGAAAGAAAAUUGACAGCAGUAAACAUUUUACUAAACUACCCAAUGAAAUGGCUAAACAAAUAUUCAAAAAAAUUUUAAUAAUUUCUUUUUAUUGACACG
Messenger RNA from Bactrocera latifrons, 590 nucleotides. RefSeq lists its product as uncharacterized. Bases 51 to 476 code for a protein of 141 amino acids. NCBI's taxonomy places the organism in Eukaryota, Metazoa, Arthropoda, Insecta, Diptera, Tephritidae. The record is from RefSeq and is a predicted model, not a curated record. The transcript is spliced from 2 exons.